UAUCUAAUCCAAAUAAUAUGAUCAGACAGUGCCGAUAUCCGUUGCCAUCCUCAAAUUAGGGUCCCACUCCCACUAUAAAAUGAGCCCUAAACCGCGAUGACGCAUUUCUGCAGCCUUGGCUACUCUUUCUCUUCCAGAUUGCCAGGUCUGUUUUUGAUGAAUAUAAACUGGUGUUAAAUUAGGUGAUUUGAGCUUUGUGUUUCUUGUUCGGUUAAGCAAUCCGCAAAGAUGCAGAACGAAGAGGGUCAAAACAUGGAUCUUUACAUACCCAGUUCCGCCACUAACAGGCUCAUCACCUCAAAGGAUCAUGCAUCUGUCCAAAUCAACAUCGGACACUUGGAUGAGCUCGGCAGAUGCACUGGCACAUUCUCCACUUUUGCUCUUUGUGGCUUUGUCCGUGCGCAGGGUGAUGCUGACAGUGCUCUUGACAGGCUUUGGCAGAAGAAGAAAGCUGAAGUCCGACAGCAGUAGUAGGACAUCUUUUAUUGCGAGUCUGUCUCUGAACUUGGGUGGGAAAAUGUGUUGGCAAUGACUAUUAAGUUCUAGUUUGUUUUGGUGGUUGGGUUUGAAGUUGUUUUUCUUGAAUGGAUGAUGUUUAGUACUUAGUUUGCUUGCAUAUGAACCUAAUUUUGUGUAACAAUUUUUUUCUCUUUGGUUAUAAGAGUUUAAAUUUUGUUAAAUUUCUUCAGAGCCAAAUGCUUUAGUAGUUGAUUCCUAAUGGUAUUUUGAUGGUUCACAGUGGCUUGGUUCUGAGAGCUUUGAACUACAAUAAUUUAUAGCAUCAAAACCUUCUUGUUUUCGUGGUUUUUGAAUUGAAAAACUUGCAUCUAACAAAGAUUUA
Molecule: messenger RNA, 841 nt
Organism: Durio zibethinus
Lineage: Eukaryota; Viridiplantae; Streptophyta; Magnoliopsida; Malvales; Malvaceae
Product: Ribosomal protein S21e
Biological process (GO): translation
Cellular component (GO): ribosome
Molecular function (GO): structural constituent of ribosome
Source: RefSeq, a predicted model, not a curated record